AUGUCGGCAACACCAAGCCGACAGCCCUCAACCCAUCCCCAAUCAGCACAAUCACGCAGACGAAACGCAACCCAGACCUCAGUCUCAGAGGGAACCCCUCUACCAGAAUAUGAGACCCCCGUGGCCCCUCUCACAGCAGAAAGCCAGCGCCAAAUCGCCGCCCUCCUUGCAUCGCAUCACCUCCGCAACCUCCGCACCCACCUCCAACAUGCCACCGAGAAACUCACACAUUCAGGCGGCGAAGUAAAUGAGCGUCUUAGUGAUGCCAGGAUUCGCUACGAGAAACUGAAGGAAGCGCGCCGACGUCAAGGUGACGAGGAUAUCGACGACGAGAGCAAUGAGGAGUACCAGCGGCUUGCUGAGGCAGAGACUCGAGUCGAUGCUAUUACUGCUCAGAUGGAGGAGAAGACUCGACUGGUUGUCGAUUCAGAAAUAAAGCUCCAGGGGUUGACGGAUGCGAUGGGUCAAAUCGAAAGAGAAGAGGGCGAGACUGUCGCCGCUGCUUUGGGAGUGAGACAGACUCGUCAACAGCGGGCAAGACAGAGAGCCAAUGCCGACGAAGACGCCGAUGGGACCGAGGAUCCCACCGAUGGCGAUUAUGAAGAUGAGCAGGAGAGAGAGAUGCUCGAGCGCAACGCACAGAACCCGCCUAGUCGCAAGCUGGUCGACAAGUUGACGGAGGGCGUUCAGAAAUGGGACGAGCUUUCUUUGACAGAGAGAUAUGCCAGCAAUAACUCCUACAUCGGCUUCUACCGAAUGGUACACGACUCAAAGUUCCCCGGCGACGACGUCCCGCCAUUGCCCCACUCAUCUACAUGGUUUGAACACAUGGAAGACGCGAAUACGCCAUCAGGGGCUCGGACACGUACACGCAACCAGAACCGUCGCACCUCGCCCGCCGGGUCCGACGAUGACAUUGCCAUUGAGCGCGAGCGCAUCUCCCUCAAAUGCCCAUUGACUCUUACACCUUACCAGGAUCCCGUGACGAGCACCAAAUGUCCGCACAGUUUCGAGCGCGAGGCCAUUAUGGAUAUGAUCAAACGCAGCCCGACUACUAUUGCACCCCCGGCAGCCCGUCGGGGACAGCGCCGCGUCCAUGUGGUCAAAUGUCCUGUCUGUUCUAUUCCGUUAACUGAGGACGACUUGCGGCCAGAUCCUGUUUUACUACGACGUGUUCGCCGUGCCCAAGAACUCCAGGAGCGCGAGGAGGAAGAUGAUCACCUUGAAGGGGAUGGCAGAAAGCAGAAAGAUCGCAGUACCGGCAUUACCUUGGGUAGUGACGUGGAAAGCGAUGAUGAUGCUAUGGAUGUUGAUGCCCCUCCUCCCUCACAGCACAUCAAAAUGGAGCCGCUCAGUCAGGCUGCUCGGGCCGCUCAAUCUGAUGAUGAGUCCAGUGGCGAUGCGGAGAGUCAAGAUGCUGAGGCUGAGGAUGGGGAUAAUGUAGGAGUGGAGAGUGAAGAAGGGGAGGAUGAAGAAGAAGAUGAUGAUGAAGAUGAAGACGAAGAAGGGGAAGACGAGGAAGAGCAGAUCGAAGAAGGAGAGAGUGAAGAGGUGGAGAUUGAUGAAGAAGAAAAUGAACACGUGGAAAUGGAGGAACCGGACAAGCAAGAAGGUAAGAACGGAGAAGAGGAGAAUGAAGAUAUUGAAGAGGCGGAGAUUGAACAAGAACAGGACGAAGACGUUGAUCUUGCGGUACCACACAAUGAACAAACACAAAAUGAAGAGGUGGCGAUUGAAGAAGAACCAAAUGAAGACGUUGAUCUUGCGGAACCACACGAUUCAGAAAGUGAGAAUGAAGAAGGGGAGAAAGAGGUCGAUAUCGAUGGACUGACCAAUGAAGAAUCAGGGAAUGAAGAUGAUGAAGAGGUGGAGAUUGAGCAAGAACAGGCUGAAGACGUUGAUCUUGCGGAACCACACAAUUCAGAAAGUGAGAAUGAAGAAGGGGAGAAAGAGGUCGAUAUCGAUGGACUGACCAAUGAAGAAUCAGGAAAUGAAGAUGAUGAAGACGUUGAUCUUGCGGAACCAGACAAACAGACACACAAUGAAGAGGUGGAAAUGGAGAAACCGGACAAUACAGAAAGUGAGAAUGAAGAAGGGGAGAAAGAGGUCGAUAUCGAUGGACUGACCAAUGAAGAAUCAGGGGAUGAAGAUGAUGAAGACGUUGAUCUUGGGGAACCACACAAUGAACAAACACACAAUGAAGAAGUGGAAAUGGAGGAAUCGAACAAUGCAGAAAGUGAGAAUGAAGAAGGGGAGAAUAAAGAGGUCGAGAUCGAUGGACUGACCAACGAAGAAGCAGGGAAUGAAGAUGAUGAAGAGAUUGAUCUUGCUGAAUCAGACGACGAACAAACACAAAGUGAAGAGGUCGAGAUUGAACAAGAACAGGACGAAGACGUUGAUCUUACGGAGCCAGACCACGAACAAAUACAAAGUGAAGAAGUGGAGAUUGAACAAGAACAGGACGAAGACGUUGAUCUUACGGAGCCAGACCACGAACAAACACAAAGUGAAGAGGUCGAGAUUGAACAAGAACAGGACGAAGACGUUGAUCUUACGGAGCCAGACCACGAACAAACACAAAGUGAAGAGGUGGAAAUUGAACAAGAACAGGACGAAGAUGUUGAUCUUACAGAACCAGACCACGAACAAACACAAAGUGAAGAGGUGGGAGUGGAGGAACCGGAUAAUUCAGAAAGUGAGAACGAAGAAGGGGAGAAAGAAGUCGAGGUCGAUGGACUGACCAACGACGAAGCAGGGAAUGAAGAUGUCGAGAUUGAAGAGCCAGACAACGAAGAAGUGGAGACCGAUAAGGUUGACACCGAACAAGGGCAAAGCAAGGAAGAGCAAAACGAACAGAUGGAACUCGACGAACCAGAAAAUGAAGAUCAGAAUGAAGAAGUGAUUGAAGAAGUGCUUGGUGAGGAAAGGCAGAAUGAGGAAGAGCAGGAUGAAGAAGUGCAGAACGAGGAAAGACACAGCGAGGAGGAGAAUGGGGAUGAUGAAAAUUCAGAUGUGCAGAGCGAGCAAGGACAGAAUGAAGCUGUGGAUUCUCCGAAGGAUGUCCAACAGGUGCAUAUCCAGAGCGAGCAAGGGCAGAAUGAAGCUGUGGAUUCUCAGAAGGAUGUCCAACAAUUGGAUAUGCAGAACGAGAAAGGGCAGAAUGAAGCUGUGGAUUCCCAGAAGGAUGUCCAACAAGUGGAUGUGCAGAGCGAGAAAGGGCAGAAUAAGGAUACCAGUGAUGCCGAGGACACCGAGGACAGUGAAGACACCGACACCGACAGUGAUAGUGACAUUGAGGUCAAAGUCGAGAGUGGGUCCGAGGACGAGGAGGUUGAAAGCCAAGAGAGUGACUAA
Penicillium verrucosum is the source of this 3354-nucleotide messenger RNA. Its product is annotated as SUMO ligase MMS21. Gene Ontology annotation, cellular component: Smc5-Smc6 complex; nucleus. Gene Ontology annotation, molecular function: SUMO ligase activity; zinc ion binding. The transcript has 2 exons. Lineage: Eukaryota; Fungi; Ascomycota; Eurotiomycetes; Eurotiales; Aspergillaceae. Gene Ontology annotation, biological process: protein sumoylation; double-strand break repair via homologous recombination. Bases 1 to 3354 code for a protein of 1117 amino acids. The record is from RefSeq and is a predicted model, not a curated record.